Cyphellophora europaea CBS 101466 is the source of this 690-nucleotide messenger RNA. RefSeq lists its product as uncharacterized. NCBI's taxonomy places the organism in Eukaryota, Fungi, Ascomycota, Eurotiomycetes, Chaetothyriales, Cyphellophoraceae. The record is from RefSeq and is a predicted model, not a curated record. Bases 1 to 690 code for a protein of 229 amino acids. The transcript has 2 exons.
AUGCAGCUUAGAAAGUGUUUAGGCGGCAGCUUGCUGGCCGCAACAGCGUUGGCGCAGUCAUCAGUGACAUCAGCAGAUCAACCAGUGAUCUCGGUCUUCAUGAUUGGUGGCAUGGGAGAAGCGUCAGGAGAGAUCACGACCAAUCUAUAUGCAUCCAUUGUGGAUAAUGAUGCGACGGCCACGACAAUGGAAAUUGGAUGCGACGACACCGGUCUCACGGACGGAGAGCUCUGCAAUCUUUUCUCAGGCUUCACAAUCAUAAAUGGACCAUCGACGUUCGAAGGCGGAUACAGCUACAGCGGGGCCUACGGCGGUAAUGCCAUGACAAUGGGUUGUGAGAUAACUGCAAGUACUACAGCCGUGUGCAGUCAAACGGUCGUCGCGGACCAGGGUUUUGGCGAUUUCGAAUCAGAUGCGCAGAGCAACACUGCUCCGGGUCCCGAAACGACGUCGUUGACCACCGAUAUUCCUUCUUCGGAUAUCACCUAUUACCCAAUCACCAUCACGGCCGGAGCACUAAAAACUGGGGGAGAGUCUGGGGAAAGUGGAGGUGCAGUAAGCUCUACCACGGGAGCGAGCGCUUCUCAAACCUCGUCAAGCUCAGACAACUCAAGCGACGGGAAUCGUGCGGUGAUGGCCAUGUCAGGGGGCCUGACUGCCCUGAUUGCGGCUGUGAUGGUAGCCCUGUAG